AUGAUUAAUUCAACUAACAAUAACAAUUUGCAUCAUCAUGAUCGUCGUAAUCGAUGGACAAAAACAACAACAAAAGGACAACAAUUACAAUCGCCAUCGUUAAUAUUAAAAAAUCAAUAUGAUCAACAACAACAAGAAGAAAUGCCUAUGAAAAAUCCGUUAGCAUGGACUAAAAAGUGGACUAAAUGGUUUUCAUCAUGUGGUUCAGAACGAAUAUCUCAUAAUAACUCAAAUUCAAGAACACAGUUCAUCGAGAAAAAAUUAUCAGCAACUAAUUCAAGUUUUUCUAUUGGACAAAAUCCAAACGAAAAUCCAGAAGGAAAUUUAUCUCGUACAACAUCAAAUUAUCAUCAUCAUCAUCAACAAUCGAACGAUAAAGUUAAUAAUUCAAAUACAGUACUUUAUCGUGAAAAUUCUCGUCGUUAUUCAAAUCCAUUUUUUACUUCAGCACGUUUUAGUGGAGCUCGUACAUCAAUUGCCGCUAUACCAACAACAACAAUAACAACAACAGCGGCAAUAGUACCAACAUUAGCAACUUCUCAACAAAAGCAAUCCACACAUUUAAGUCGUUCUGUUGAUCGUUUACAUAAUAAAUCACAUCGUCGAGAAUUACGUUAUGAAGAACAUGAUGAUUACAUUCCGCCACCACUUCAUUCAAUUCAAUGUCAUCCAACAAUAGAUCAUUAUAGAAAAAGUUUGAAUCAAUCAACAUAUUUCUCAUCAAAUCAUCGUCGUAGUCAGAUAGACACAUAUCAAUUAUCAUCAUUAAAUAAUCGUUUAAUAUUACCAAGACCUUAUUCAUCAAAUAUACCUAUUUCACAAAGUAUUCAAAUCAUGUCGAAAACUUCAUCUGAUAAUAAUAAUAAUAAUAAUAAUGCAUAUGGAAAAUUAUCUGACUGUCAUAUACCAUUAAUACCAUUAGAAAAUUCAUCUGUUAAAGCCCCACGUCGUAUUGAAUCAGCAUAUAGUCAAUUUCCUACACAACCAGAACCGAUUUAUGCCAAUACUCAAUCACUCUAUGAUAAUAUACUUUAUCCACAAUCAGUAUCAAAUGUAUCAAAUAAAACUUAUGAACAAGAAAAAAAAUCUUGUGCAUCACAAACACAAUUAACAUGGACAAUGGCAACAUUUUCUUCAUUUGUUGAUUUAGAAAAUCAAUCAGUUAUUAUACCACAACCAGAUCCAAGUACACUUUAUUCUGUUGUACAACAUUAUCAAUCACCAUUAUCACCAUCAGCAUCACCAGAAACAAUUCAACAAAUGAAAAGAAUGUCCCCAAGAUUACAGUAUAUUGAUGAUACAAAUGCAUCAUCAUAUUAUCAACGACCGCGUAGUCCAAUAUCAUCGAAUAUAAUCAAAGAAAAACGUGAUGGCUCUUUUCAAACUCUUCUUACAAUAGCUCCAACACAAGACUUAGAAUCAAAUAAACAAUUAUUUAUUCAUGAUUCUACUCCAUCACCGAAUUCAACCGGUUCAUUAGGAAUAACUGGUCAACAACAACAACAUCAUCAUCAUCAUCGAAGACAUAAGUCACGCAGCCAGGCAAGUGCUACUAAUAUCAGUACACGUGAUGUUGGUCUUCAAGUAAAUAUUCAAACAGUGAAAAAAAUAACAUUUUCAUCACAAAAAAGUGAUGAAUCAUCCAUAACAACAGGUACAUCAUUACCAAUAAGUACAAAAAUUCUUCCAGAAUUCAAAAAUGUUGAAACAAAUACAGAACCAUUAGUUACAAAACGUGAUAAAAGUACAUUAUAUGAACCGAAUAUUAAUUUAGUAACAUCAUCAUCUCAAACAUUAGAUGCUCCCAUAGUACCAACUACAAAUCGUCAAACAAAAGCUGCUCAAACAUUAAAUAAAACAUUACGUGAUCAAUCAAUUGAAACGAAUAAUCGUGGUUUAUUUGUAUGUGAUCUGAGUUCAUUAUUAACAAAUGGUUUAGAUGAAUCAUCAUCACCAAAUUCAUCAUUAUUAAAUACAAAGCAAAAAUCAUAA
Molecule: messenger RNA, 1992 nt
Organism: Rotaria sp. Silwood2
Lineage: Eukaryota; Metazoa; Rotifera; Eurotatoria; Philodinida; Philodinidae
Source: the annotation of a GenBank genome assembly